CUCGUAGGUUUCCUAGUCUUGAAAAUGGCGAAAUCUUUACCACUCUGCCAUUACAUUGAUAUAGCAGCACUGCGGAUUAUUCAGAGUAGACAGACCAUUUCAUUUCUUGCUUUCAAUACUUUCAGUUUUAUGACAUUUUUAAAAGAAGUAGACGUUGAUUCUUAUUUCUUGUGUCACCUGAGGAAAUGAUUACCUAUUAAGUUUAUUUUCCUUGCUAAAACUGUCCCAAUUCAGUUUUGCAGAUUUGGGUUCAUGGUACGUCUUUAUUUAUUUCUCCAGCUUGUUGAAGAUAUAAUAGUGCUCAGUGAAGUUUAAUUGGAAAGGAGAAAAAAAUGAAAAACCAAAAAUUCCUCUCUUUCACCUCUGGUCUUGCCUGCUGUUGUUUAACAACAAAUUUCUCUAAUAAUUGUCUCAUUAAUUAAUUUCCCGGCAAAUCUGAAGCUGGAAAAGGACCCCACAAAUUCAACCAGGCCCCUUUUGUUUCCUUUUUUUGUUGUUUUUUCACUUACCCAGCUCUCUCUUUUUAAUGAAGCAAUGUGAAGAGGGAGUCAUUCUUGGAGAUUUUAAGAUCACAACCAUGAAAUUUUCAUGUUAAAACUCUUUUGCUUUGUGGGUUUCAUCAAGAUCAGUUUUUGUUUCAUCCAUCUAAAUUUCUCGCGCCAGGUCAAUGGACGUAAAAUCUGUACAAUGCCUUGCUGAUAAUAUUUAUCGAUUUAAUCACCUGGUAUCAUGUCUUGUAUUGAAGACUAUGCCAGCUGAGAAGAAUUACAGAAGUCUUGUUUCUUUCUUGAAGCAUUUGAAACCAUUACUCGAUAAUGUUGCUGACCUCAAAGUACAUCCCAAUGAUUUUUUUACUAAAGAGUGUGAAGAACUUGAUGCAGCCAUCCACGAGGCCAUGGAAUUCCUUGAUAAAUGGUUUCCAAAAAUGAGCAAGAUUCUUUUCGUGCUGCAAAGUGAACCCUUGGUCAUAAGAAUACGGAUCUCCUCUGUAAAGAUCUGUUGCAUUUUGUGUAGACUAAUUGAAUCAUCACCGUCUACUUCGAUUGUAUCUGAUACUCAGUAUUGUAUGCAGGAAUCUCGAAAACUGCAUUUAGAAGAACUGUCCCAAGAGAUGGAAGAGGUUCUUAAAAGCCAAAGAGAAGGGAAAAUUCCUCGUUCAGAACAUCUUAUGACAAUAAUCCAGUACCUAAACUUGACAUCAGAUGAUGAAGUCAUGAAUGAGUCUAUUGCAUUGGAAAAGGAGAGAAUGAAAGCUGAAGACAAUAAAUUGAAAGGGGGUUUAGAUAAAAUCCAUGAUACCAUGUGCCUUAUGUCUCAUAUUCGUGAUUGCAUUGUUAAACUCAAGAACUAUAAGGCUAUAAAUGGCAUUAAGGUCCCUCCUUAUUUCCGAUGUCCUUUAUGUUUGGAACUCAUGUUGGAUCCAGUAAUUGUUGCAUCUGGCCAAACAUACGAGAGGGGUGCCAUUCAAAAAUGGUUCGAUCACGGGUUAUACACGUGCCCUAAAACUUGUCAAAAGCUCUCACACCAAAACCUGAUUCCCAAUUUUACAGUUAAGGCUCUGAUAGCAAAUUGGUGUGAGGAAAAUAAAAUAGAACUCUCCAACAACGUUGACGGUGCAAAUAAUUUAUCUGUCGAAUCCCAUUCUGAGCAGGUCUGCCAUGACGAUGAUAUCCAAUAUCCUUUACAAAGGAAAAAUUCAACAUCAAGAAACUGUUUCAAAGUUUUAAUUGGUAAUGAGAAGCAAAAGGUCGAUGAUUCUUCUAGAGUCGGUGAAGAAGAUGUUGGUGCCUUCAGUAACAAGGAAACAAUCUCUGACUACUCGUCUCCUGAACCUUCGUAUAUACACAGCAGGAGUGAAUCAGCUUCUAGUGCCACUUUCAGGUACAAGGAAACAAUCGCUGACCACUCGUCUCCUGAACCUUCGUCUAUACACAGCAGGAGUGAAUCAGCAUCUAGUGCCACUUUCAGUACUGAUUAUGUCCCUACAGCAUCGACUGAAAUCUCAAGGAUAUUGAGUAAGCAAGAUAAUGUGAGUGAUAUAUCAGGGGACGUAACAUCUGAUUAUUGCACUUACUCUCCUUCAAUUAAGAAUUCUGGGGUACCACCAUCGAAUAAGAGUAAUGGGGUAUCUCCGUCUUUGUCUGGAAAACAGUGUCACUCCUCGAAAGAUAUGGCUGAGAUGAAUGGAUACCAUAAACUCCCCAGAACAUUAUCAUUCCCUUCAGAAUCAGGGUCUACCGAUAUGACUACAACUUCCCGUGUUGAAAAACUUGUUAAAGACUUGAAGAGUGGAUUGCUUGAACUACAAACUGCAGCUGCCAAACAAUUACGGUUUCUUGCAAAGUACAACAUGGAGAAUCGGAUCAUUAUAGGCCGCUGUGGGGCUAUUGCUCCAUUAAUUUCCUUGUUACACUCAGAUGUGAACCCAACUCAAGAGCAUGCAGUUACUGCACUGCUGAACUUAUCAAUUAAUGAAAAGAUCAAGGCUAUGAUUGCGGAAGAAGGCACACUUGAACCUCUUAUCCACGUUCUGAGAACUGGUAAUUCGGGCGCUAAAGAGAAUGCUGCAGCUACCAUUUUUAGUCUCUCCUUUUUGGACGAGUACAGGAUGAAGAUUGGUCAAACAGGUGCUGUAAAAGCAUUGGUUGAUCUUUUAGCAUCCGGUACUCUAAGAGGGAAGAAAGAUGCUGCAACAGCCUUAUUUAACCUGUCAAUCUAUCAUGAAAAUAAGGCUCGUGUAGUUCAAGCAGGAGCUGUGAAGUAUCUGGUUGAGCUGAUGGAUCCUGGAUCAGAAAUUGUAGAUAAAGCUGUAGCUGUUCUUGCAAAUUUGUCUACUACUGCAGAGGGAUGCUCGGCUAUUGCUCAAGAAAGGGGCAUUCCAUUACUGGUUGAGAUUGUUGAAACAGGAUCUCAACAGGGAAAGGAAAAUGCUUCCUCGAUACUCUUGCAACUAUGCAUCAUUAGUCCUAAGUAUUGUCUGAUGGUUUUGCAAGAAGGAGCAGUCCCACCUCUUGUUGCAUUGUCUCAGUCUGGCACAACAAGAGCAAAGGAGAAGGCACAACAACUUCUCAGUCACUUCAGGAAUCAGCGCGAGGGUGCUGUAGCAAGGGGAAGGUCGUGAAAUAGAAACGUCAUUGAUUUAUUUAUGCAAUACUCCACUGCCUCUUGCGGCCAUUAUAGGUAACCUACCAUCACUAUAGGUUUCUCGAAUACUUUUUGCCCCAACUAUGUGUCCUUUUGCAACAUGUUCGUGUAAUACGCUAAUGGAAGUAGAUCAUUUGGUUUAUAACUCAACAAUUGGCUAUUCCUGCUAGUAAGGUUUUGGCGUUUAGUUUCUCCUGGUUUAUUCAACUAGCUUUGUAUAUAUGCUUAGACUCCUCUUAUACGGUGAUUUUGUUAAGAUUUCGUGUUUUUUUUUUUCGAUGC
Olea europaea var. sylvestris is the source of this 3426-nucleotide messenger RNA. RefSeq names its product U-box domain-containing protein 3-like. Gene Ontology annotation, molecular function: protein binding; ubiquitin-protein transferase activity. Gene Ontology annotation, cellular component: nucleus; cytoplasm. Bases 668 to 3121 code for a protein of 817 amino acids. The record is from RefSeq and is a predicted model, not a curated record. The transcript is spliced from 5 exons. Gene Ontology annotation, biological process: protein ubiquitination. Lineage: Eukaryota; Viridiplantae; Streptophyta; Magnoliopsida; Lamiales; Oleaceae.